This is a messenger RNA of Fusarium verticillioides 7600, 1829 nucleotides long. RefSeq lists its product as hypothetical. Bases 152 to 1381 code for a protein of 409 amino acids. The record is from RefSeq and is a predicted model, not a curated record. The transcript is spliced from 3 exons. Lineage: Eukaryota; Fungi; Ascomycota; Sordariomycetes; Hypocreales; Nectriaceae.
GUGUCAGCUUCAUGUGCUUUGAUCAACGUGGCACCGUCCAUGUCAUGCCAUUACAGAGACAGCAUGCUCCCGGGGUUUCCCUAUGCAUGCUAUAUGAACCCAAUGUUUCUCACGAUGCUGUUCAAUUGUUGUUCAUCGUCAAUGUCAUCUGAUGGCUUCAAUAUUGUCCUUGCCGCUUCAUCUUAUCGCUGAUAUUCUGCGUCUGUUGGAUAACAUUCAAGAGCUUCCUCCCAUUCUGCUAAGCCAUCGAAUAUUUUACUCUGCUCUUUUGGAUACACCAAGUCUGCCCGUGGAUAUCAUUCGCAGUCAGAUUCCCGACAACCUGCUUCCGUUGGCCUUUACCGCAUUCAAGUCGCAAAAGUCGGUAAGGGAAACAAACUGUAUAAGCGUGCAAGAGUUUCUGACUCAUUACUACAACAAUUCUGCACGGAAUGUGGACGGUAGUCAACUUCACUUGACAGUAGGUGAAGCCACUGAGGUUGUCAGAGUCAAUGAUGCAUUGUCGGGCUUAAGGGAUGAGUUUUCUCUGUGUUCCCUAAGGAGGCUUCAUGGUGUAAACCAAGAUGCAUCCCUUAAGAGUGGCCAAGGUCUCUCUCCUGGCGAGUACUAUCGAAUCUCUCGCGCACUCUAUCGAUUCCAGAUAUAUCGAAACCUUUUCCUCGACAAGGAGCAGGAACUUGAUCUUUUCCCUUCUUAUGACGAUGAUCAAGACGAAGAUUUGAGCUUCGACAACGAACUGAAAAAGCUGUUCUUCGAUCGGCAUUCACCAUGGGUCAAUGAACAACUGGCUUGUGUUUACGACUUUCUUGAAACAAGAGUAACGGGUGUCAUGCUGACCAUCCUAUCCGCAACCCCAAGCAAUCGGCAAGUAGUUGUCAAUGGCUUUCAAUGGGGAGACAAUCUUACCGAAUGGCUAGCUGAAAAGACUCAAUCGUUUGAGGAGCAGAAAUGCAUGUCCCUCGAUAUUACUCGUCUCAGUCAGCUUCUCAAGGCCUCAACCUACGAAGAGUGGCAAGCGUCGCUUGGUGAGGCUAUUAGUCCUUGCCAAAAUAGGCUUGAAGAAGAUCUUGAGGAGUUCAACCGUGGAAGAAGGCCGAAUGGACAUAAAGAAGUCUGGCGAGCUGAAGAUAUCGAAAGACUAGCCAGGGAAGUUGACGCUGACGAAGCGUUUACUGAUGAUCAACCAAGACAGACAUGGAUGAAAGUACACUAUGAUCAUGCGCAUGAGAGGUAUCGCUUAGGAGAGCACACGUUUGCCCCAAUGAGGUUUAUCUUCGGCAUGAGGAGAAUCGGUUACGUCAUGUGGGAUGCAGAGAGAAUGAAGAAUGAUGCCUGUAAAGUCACCUUGAAUAAGGCGUACCAAGGCGAUGCUGUUUUCUAGGCGGCUUGCAUGAAAGCCGAUUUUGGAAUUAGGGAUAUUUGUGAAUCAGCAGCUGCUAGUGUCGAACCUGUGAUACCUUGGAGCCUCAAUGUCAGUUCAAGCCGUCAGACUAACAUCUCUGCUCCUAAUUGUAUGCCGACGAGGACUCAUUUUAUGCUCGCGGAUCAGGGCAUCUGUAAGAAUAUGACCAGGGCUGAGACUUAGAUCUUAAGUGAGAAACAUGGACAUACAAGCUGAGUUUAACGGGGAAUGAACUUGGCAGGCAAGUAACUAUCGUCUUAUGAGCCUACACUGAAGGGUCAAGUUGAGGAGCUUGAAUUGAUGAUUGUGAUUUCCCCAGAUUGUGGAAGAAAGUGUAUCGGCCUUUCCUAAUCAAGAAGUUUCGCGCGAUGCCAGCUAGUAAGGGAGUAUCGCAUUUGCUUGCCGGGAUCAGUCGGAGUAAGGUGGG